UGCAGCUCAGUGAGCAGCAAUGGCAGGCAACAUUGCUUUGCCGCUUCAAGAAUUCAUCGCUUCACUGGACAACACCAGUUUGCCAAAAAUUUUGCAAGUUUGUUCUGGAGUGUAUUUCCAAGGUUCGAUAUAUGAAAUUUCUGGAAGUGAAGUGUGCUUUUCUACUGGGGAUCUCAUAAAGGUCAUUGGUAUUGAACUGCAAUCUGUUUCCUGUGAAGAUGUCACCAACAAUGAGAAGUUUGAGUUGCCAGUCACUCACACAGGAUUGUUCAAAGUGGUCCCCGAGCAGAUGCCGUACACGUCAGUCGAGGAGAUGUUGAGUCUGAGGCCCGUGGACCUGGAUGAUUCCCUUCCUUUUACCUUCGUCAGCCACUCCAAGGUGACCUUCGGCAGUCUCACGCUGGGGGCCGGCAAAGCGCUGACUGUGCUCUCAAUCGAGAAGCGUGAAGAUGAAGAGGAUAUGGUGCGUUGCCAUGUAAAAGGCCAAACGGAGGCCUCAGCUGAGGUGUGCAUUCCUCUGUCUUCUCGAGGGGAAUUUUCUGAAUGCGAGAGUGAGGAAUCCUACACCCUGAAGGAGAUCAUGGCUUCUCCUUGCCUGCGCAGUCGAAGAUUUCGCUUUGUUAAGACCACCAAGUGUGAGCGGAUCCUUGUCCUGAGUCCAGUCUAUCAGGUCCAGGCCAUCAUGAACAUGAGGAAGAACGUACUAAGGUUUCCGUCCAGCCUGGAGGUGGAUGUGGUCGAUGUCACUGAUGUGUGUAAAGAUGCAAACUUUGUGACGCCUCUAAACCUGACAGAGGUCCUGUCUCAGCCAGACAAAUCAUUUCCUGUCGUGGCAGAGAUAUUGGAGGAGCCAGAGAGCCGCUCUUUCUUCAAGUGCGCGUGGCUGCCAGGGCUGGUCAAGAGCACCAACCUGAUUUUGCACAAGAAAGGAACUACGCCCAUGGUCCUGUUGUCCAGCUUGAAGGGCCGGAAGACUCAGCAGUACUUCCUUGUGUCCCAGCAGUACGGUGGACGGUUUCGGAGGAGGCCAAGAGAGUUCAACUCGGUGUACGAGGUGUACGUUGCUUCAACGCAGACACACAGCCUGACGGUGAGCGUGACGAGGAACUGUGAGGAAGUCGAGGAGGAGGGUCUGCCAGGCCUCAGCGUUGGGGAGAGGCUACAGAUUGUGGACUGCACUAGAAUGGAGUUGCCUUCUGAAAACAAUAAAGGGGAGAAGCAGUCUGUCGAGGCUCUUUUGUGUCAUCGUCUCCAAGAGCCAGACGACGAGGAGGACGACGAAGAGGAUGAGGAUGAAGAGAAGGAUAAACAGGAGGAGGCAAAAGAGGAGGUCUUACUGCCUCUCUACAUGCAGGGUCACUUUGUAGAGGUUCUUGGUGAAAACAAAAAGUAUAAACUCUGUGAUUUGGGUAAGGAGUUCGGUUUGCCACUGGAUGUCAAAGUGGUGAGUCGAGACACUGACCUAGAGACUGAUCCACUAGUUGGGUUUCCUUGUCUGAGGAUAGAGGGAGCAAUGCUGGAGCCAAGCAUUCAGGCAAGCUUUACAGACAAACCCGACCACUGUUUCCAUCUCCUCCCGCAGUGGCUCUCUUUGUCCGUCUCUUUUACCAAAGAUGCUCUUCCUUGGCCUCGGGACCAAUUCCCCAAGUGUUUCACGGAAAAGGUUAGUGAGAUGACAGAUACGUUCUUUUAUGAAUUUCGCAAAAAGGGUAACUCGGACGAGGCUCCUCCACCUCGACCGCCAAAACGAGACAUGUCAUCAUCAAACUUAGUCACAAAAAAAUCUAAAUCCACAAAGAAAUCCUCCAAGCCAAAGAAAAACAAAGACAAAAGCGUACUGACGGAGAAGCUCAAUGACUUGACGUUGAAUCACAAAAAACGGCCCCCGGCUCCACUGCCUCCAGAUGAACCUCCUCCACUUGUACCGCGAAAGUGCUCAGCCGCAGAUAUCACAAGCAAGGCCAAGCCAAACACUUACGUAAAGAUAAACCAACCAUUAAAAAGGGACCACCUGUGUGAUGUGGCUGCAGACGUGGAAAGUGACCAUGACUACGAAACCGUGGAUGAGACUUUGGUGGCUGUGGUUAAGACAGCUCAAGAAAACGUGAUGUUCUAUUAAAAAGAAAGUCCUAUCUUGCAAACAUUCCUCUGAGCUGGAUCUGAUGUAGACAGGGACUAAAUUAGAAGAGUUGAGCCCUCGGCAUCGUUCAUGAGCUUUCAGACGAUGCGAUCAUAUCCUUCAGUCUUUUAUUAUUAGUACAGAGUAACAGUGUAUUAUUACAGUCUUGAGAAAGUACCUGUGUUAUACUUGCGUUUCUCAUAUGUUCAGCAAGACUCCUCCCUGAAUUACCUCUUUAUUCCGCCAAUGAAAAACUUUAUACCAGUACGAUCCUAUUUCACAGCAGACUCGUUUGGAGUGAGGCUUGAACUUUUCCUCUAACCACUGAUAGCUGAAAAGAGUCACUCUGCUUAUCUCUUCAUUAUUUGCACCUGUUACAGGGUGAUAUAUAUUAGGCAGCAAGGUGAUUUUUGAAUGUCACAUCGAUGUGCUAUCAGCAGUGCUGAGUGUAAGAAUCCAAGAAAGUUUAAGAGUGCUACAUUUUGGCUGCGUCUGAGUAACUCCAAAAAUGCAGCUUUUAUUGGUUAUCCCCAGUCUUUGGUGGUAAUUAUUUAUCAAAAGUGGGUCAGUGAGGAACAAGCACCAUGUUUCAUUGCUUCAUGGGGAAGAUAAGGCACGGACCAGUGGUUUGAGUCAACAGACAAGCUACUAUAAUUUAAACUGCUGCAGACGACAUCACUGCUGGUUCUGACAGCAUGCAUGCCACCCACAGGGAAGCUGCUAUGAGACCAGCAGUAACACUUACCAAAGCAUUGUUACAAAUAAUACUUGCCUGAUUGCUUUGGUGUCUUUAAGCGGAUAGCACACACAGCCACAUAGUGAGGAAAGUUCUUCAAACCAUGUGGGGAGCACAGCAAGUUUUAGAAAACGUGGGAUUUGCGGGGAAAUCAAGCCCAGUUAAUGGAAACCUUCAGAAGGCCGGGGGUAUAGGAUCAUAAUGUGUAUUUAUCACUCAAUAGAUAGUCAGCUAAAUCUCCAUCUAAGUUAGGAAAUUGUCAAAGCAAAGCAAAUGUCCCUCACUGUUGCUUUUGAUGGGGCAAUAGUGAUGAAUGGGCAAUUUUCUCUGAGUUCUUAAUUACUUCAAAAUCUUGUAGGGUUUUGCGCUGUCGUGCCAAAUUCAUGCAGUUGUUCUUUGAAAUUACUGGUCAUUUCUGCUUUGCCACUCUGAUGGCUAAAGUGUGGAGCUGUACCCUCCUGUCAAAAAUUAUUAGCUUCAUCAUUGUUAAAGGGAAAGAGGCUGUUGCUUCGAAACACUUCUGUAUUCUCUUAUCAGUUGCCAGUCACUUCACUUACUAAAUAGUUCUUAGUGAUCUUGUGUAUAUUUGCAUGACAGCAGUUAUUAGUUAACAUUAUUUAGAGACAGUGUGUCUGAAUAGUGUUGCCUCCGUGUCUUGAGGCAACGUGUCUUGCGUUGCCUCAAGACUCCUUGUCUUGAGGCAACGCAAAAGUACUCCGCGCUGUUAAGGCCUGCAGCUGCAAAAACCUACAGCUGUACAGUAGUUAUCUACAGUUCUCAAACUGAUGUACAGAUACUCAGUGGUAUCAGUGGUUUUACUUACAGACAUUUCAGUGCUACUUAAGACAUACAGGUAUUGAAUAUUUAUUGUUUUGAAAAACUAACGGUAUCUCAUAGCUUUGUCACAUUGCAACCCCAAAACACGUGACUUCCCAAUAAAAAAAGAGUAACUAAUGUUAGCGCUUGAGAAAAAGGAAACAGAUAAUAAUCUGAAAAGCGUGGCAUGCGUUUGUAUUUAGUCAGAAUUAAUAUUUUUACAGAUUCAAUUUCCCCAAUAUUUACAGCUGCAAAUCUUUUGCAGUAUUCUCAACCAGCUUGGCACAUCUAGAGACUGACAUUUAUGCCUAUUCCAGUCCGUCAGCUCGGAUGGGACCGUUUUUGAGUUUUGCAGCAGAUCCUCAAUUGGAUCUACUGUAGGUCUCGAUCAAGGUUUAGUUUGGGCCUGUCAAUGCAAAAAAUAGGACAUAGAUUUCACAGUUCUGCAAGGCCUGGAAAUAAAUAUGAACAGAAAAAGCCACUGUCAGCUGAACUGUGGUGAAAAUAUAAUACGCACAAGCAGCGAAAAAAGCGAACUGCUUAAGUACAUAAUUCUUUGCUUCAGUCACAACUACUUAAAAAGCAGUUAUUGUGCAAGACAUUUUAAGAAACUCUAUAAGAAGCUGAAGUGAAGCAGUGAGUUCUGCUGGCUGUGUUGUGCUGUGUUCAGUGGCCAGGCCAACUGCUAUGAAAAAUACGAGGCAAUAAAAAUUGUUCUUUGAAUGCUUUGAAUGAAACUGUAGCAAGAUAUUCUUUAAUAAAAGUUGCAGUGUUAGAAAGGAGUAAAUUGUUGAGAUGAAGACAGCCAGAAGCGCAGAUAUUAUGUAUGAUCUAAGCACGCAGCAGCCAUACUGGACUUUGAAGUCUAGGUUGUUGUGAAAUCACCAACUGUACAAACCGUGGUUCAGACUUCAGAGGACAAUUUACUUUUACAGCCUGAAACAUGGAAAUACUGGCGUUUCAGUAUAUAGAAAAUUCACAGUUAAACCACAUCCUGCAAACAUGCAGCCCCUGUUUCAUGGAACAGACGAUGUCUAAGCAAAGGGACAUUGUGCUUGAAAAGUUGCUUCAGACGUUAUUGAUGUCAAAACAUCAAUAAGAACAAGCUGACCGAAACCAAGCUUCAAUGUCUUUGUUUUGGCUAUAUUUGGAUAUGAAGCGUAUUUCGACAUUAUUUUCAACAUGAUUUUUCUGCGCUGAACAGGCAUAGGCAUUUUCAUAGAAUUCAUACUAGAAUUAUAGUUGCUUCCCUAUUAUAGUUUUAAGAUGUCUCAAAGGUUAGUGGUACUUAGAAUACUCAGUUUUUAUGAAUGUUUUUUUCUCAAAAGAG
Messenger RNA from Poecilia latipinna (sailfin molly), 5001 nucleotides. It is a transcript of the gene themis2, whose product is annotated as thymocyte selection associated family member 2. Gene Ontology annotation, cellular component: nucleus; cytoplasm. The transcript is spliced from 6 exons. The record is from RefSeq and is a predicted model, not a curated record. The coding region runs from base 20 to 2119 and encodes 699 amino acids. Gene Ontology annotation, biological process: T cell receptor signaling pathway. Lineage: Eukaryota; Metazoa; Chordata; Actinopteri; Cyprinodontiformes; Poeciliidae.